AUGCGUGCUACUUUGACUCAGAAUUACAGCAGUAUUCGAUCCAAGUCCAAGUUCUGUUCCGAACAAGAGAGUUUUCCCAAACGGAACAUUGAAACCCGCGUAUUCAACUUUCUUGCUCUUAGGAAUCAGUUGGUCUUCUUACCUACAUAUGUAGAAGCAACCCUGCUGGUUCCCCUAUAUGCACAUCCAAUUACCGACCAUCCGAGAGGUUGUCGACGUCAAACCGCAUUCCUAUGUAGGCAUGCAUAUCGUUCUUGGAACGAAAAUGCUUGCUUUUGCAAAAGGAAGACAAGAACUAAUUGCUGUCCCCAUAGACCUCGUUCAGGAGAUUCGUCAUUCAGCCUUUUGUGGCUCGCUCUCUUCAUUAGUCGUUCCGAUGCUCCUCGCUAUAAAUUGUGCAGGUUCCAAACAGCUUUGUUGCAGAUCACCCACGACCACUUCCUGCGUCGAUCAUCUCCACACUCAUCGCCCAGAUCCAACAUCAUCCCUGUAUCUGGGAUCACGAUCACGAAUUCUUCGGACGUCGAGAACAAAUCGAUUCGGCUUGGCGUUCGAUCGCUGAGCAAACUGACGUACAAGGUAAGCGGUCCUAGAUGA
Haemonchus placei is the source of this 597-nucleotide messenger RNA. Lineage: Eukaryota; Metazoa; Nematoda; Chromadorea; Rhabditida; Trichostrongylidae. The record is from the annotation of a GenBank genome assembly.